GCCGCGGGCGUGGGGCGGGGCACGGUCGGCUCGGGCCGUGGCAACAUGGCGGCGGCGGCGGCGGAGGCCGGGGCAGGCCCGCUUCGCGUGGGCUUCGUCGGCGCGGGACGUAUGGCGGAGGCCAUCGCGCAGGGCUUCAUCCGCGCAGGGAAAGUGGAAGCUCGGCACAUCCUGGCCAGCGCACCAACCGACAGGAACCUCUGCCACUUCCAGGCUCUGGGCUGCCAGACCACCCACUCCAACCAGGAGGUUCUGCAGAACUGCUUGCUGGUCUUCUUUGCUACCAAGCCCCAUGUCCUGCCCACUGUCCUGGCAGAGGUGGCCCCUCUGGUAACGGCUGAGCACAUCUUGGUGUCUGUGGCUGCCGGGGUCUCUCUGAGCACCUUGGAAGAGCUGCUGCCCCCGACGGCACGGGUGUUGCGGGUCUCACCCAACCUGCCCUGCAUGGUUCAGGAAGGGGCCAUGGUGAUGGCCCGGGGCCGCCACGCUGGAAGCAGUGAGGCCAAGCUCCUGCAGGCCCUGCUGGAGGCCUGCGGGCAGUGCGAGGAGGUGCCUGAGGCCCAUGUGGACAUCCACACGGGCCUCAGUGGCAGCGGUGUCGCCUUCGUGUGUGCCUUCUCAGAGGCCCUGGCCGAGGGUGCCAUCAAGAUGGGUAUGCCCGGCGGCCUGGCCCACCGCAUCGCCGCUCAGACCCUGCUGGGGACAGCCAAGAUGUUGCAGCAGAACGGGCAGCACCCAGCUCAGCUGCGGACAGACGUGUGCACGCCAGGCGGCACCACCAUCUACGGGCUCCACGCCCUGGAGCAGGGUGGGCUGCGGGCCGCCGCCAUGAGCGCCGUGGAGGCCGCCACCUGUCGGGCCAGGGAGCUCAGCGGGAAGUAGGGCACAGGUUGAUCUGCCACGCGUGGGGCAGCGACAGGUCAGCUACAGGGAGCUAGGCCUUGACCUUGCCAGCCCCUGAGAAGACCCUGGGGCUGAGGAGAAGCCACACCAGGUCCUUCCCUGGGGGAGCCCCACAAACAGAGCCCUGGGUAGGUCUGCCACAGGGCCGGUCCCCAGCAGGCCAGGGGAGGUCCUAGGGGAUGUGCCCAGCCUGCUGCAGAGCGACGACUUGGCUUCAGCUGCGUGUGGGCCCCCUCCUCCCGCUAAGCUCCUGGCAGGUGGCAGGCACAGCUGACCCUGACAGCCGAUCCCUGGGUCAUCCCCGAGGGUCACCUGGCCUCCGACUGAAGGAUGUGGCUCUUCGGCACACCCCACAUGGAGCACCCAGCGGGGAAAGCCGGGAACUCUGGUCUCAAACCAAGGCCCUGGGGCCUUUGGGUGGACGGUGGGCUGCCUGCCGCUGUCCCCCCACGCUACCCCCGUGGCUCCUGGAGCUCCCCCUCCCCACCGAGGCCCUGGAGUGCCGGAGCUCCCCUCGCUCCCACCUGCCAGGCUGCCGGUGCCAGGCCCCCACGAGGUGGGAGUAGGCCACCUCUGGUUUGCAGCCAGUCGGUCCCAUCGGGUGGCGGCUGGGGACACCCUGCGGCAGUGCUCCCCUGCUCCCGCCCUCCGUCCCCAGCCUCCAGCUUGGCCUCCCACGCACGUCCCCAGACCACUUCUGCACCUGGCCGACCUGGGAGGUGGGAAUAAAGGCGCUGUCCAAUCGCUCUGAGUAACCGAUCUUUAGGCUGAGAAAGCAGAGUCCAGGGGCCUGGAGGUUAUGAGGUGUUCAAGAUCUAAGCAUUGCGCCAGAAGUUACAAAAUUAAGACUUCAGAACUACCUACUUGGCUGAGGGUAAAGCGCACGGAACUUGAUCCUCAGGGUCAUGAGCUCAGAGUCAUUUGACGGAGAGAUUGUUUAAAUAAGUAAAACGGGGUGCUUGGGUGGCUCAGUUGGAGACGUGUCUGCCUUCGACUCAGGUCGUGACCUUGGGGUCCCGGGCUCGAGUCCCGUGUUGGCCUCCCUGCUCAGCGGGGAGUCUGCUUCUCCCGCUGACCUCUCCUCUCAUGCGCUCUCUCUCGCAAAUAAAUAAAAUCUUUAAAAAAUAAAGUAAUUAAAACAGA
Molecule: messenger RNA, 2046 nt
Organism: Mustela lutreola (European mink)
Lineage: Eukaryota; Metazoa; Chordata; Mammalia; Carnivora; Mustelidae
Gene: PYCR3
Product: pyrroline-5-carboxylate reductase 3
Exons: 8
Coding region: 46-882 (278 amino acids)
Biological process (GO): L-proline biosynthetic process
Molecular function (GO): pyrroline-5-carboxylate reductase activity
Source: RefSeq, a predicted model, not a curated record